CCCCACCACUACCCAACUACCACAAUCACACCUUCAAACCGCCACACUGUACACCCCACGCCUCCUACACCGCACAACCCGUGCCCUCCUCCACCCAAACACCCGCAAAAUGUCGACCUUCGCCGCCCUAACCUACACGCCCGCCCAAUCCGCCGAGAUCGCGCAAUGGCAGACCACCAUCUCGCGCCUCUCCGACGAAACCGCCCGCCCCGCACUGCUGGCAACCCUGAACUCGCACCUGGCCACUCGCACCACGCUUCUGGGCGCCCUGCCCUCCGUCGCGGACGUGGAGCUAUAUAAAGCUCUCUCGCCCGCCAUCGCGAGCUGGAGCGCGGAGGAGCGCACGGGGAAGGAGGGACACCCGAAUUUGGUCCGCCAUAUGGACUUUGUGCAGGGGUCUGAUCUGUUUGGACUCGCUAUUGGAGAGGGGGAUAGGGUUAAGGUGGAUAAAGAUGAGGUGCUCUUCGUGAAGCCGCCGGUGGAUGCUAAGGCGGAGAAGGAGAGGAUUAAGAAGGAGAAGGCUGCUGCUGCUGCCGCUGCGGCGGGUGGUGCGGCGGCUGGCGCGCAAACGACACUUCCUGAUCGCAGUGGAAACGCUAAGGGACCGAAGGAGGCUGCUGCUGCUGCUGGUGGAGAGGGAGGACAGAAGACACAGAAGAAGGAGAAGAAGGAGAAGGCGCCUAAGCCUCAGAAGGCCCCCGCGGCUACGGCUCCACUGAGCCCGUCGCUGAUUGAUCUCCGUGUCGGACACAUUGUGAAGGCGAUUAAGCACCCCGAAGCAGACUCGCUGUUCGUCUCGACGAUUGCGAUGGGAGAUAAGGCUGGGACGGAUGAUACUGAGGAAGUGGAUGGUGUGGUGUGCCGAACGGUGUGCUCGGGCCUGAAUGGGCUGGUGCCGCUGGAGGAGAUGCAGGGCCGCUACGUGGUGGUGGUGUGCAACCUCAAGCCUGUGAAGAUGCGUGGAGUGAAGUCGUGCGCGAUGGUGCUUGCGGCGUCGCCGAGACUGAAGGAGGGUGAGGUGGAUAACCAUGCUGGGCCAGUGGAGCUGGUGACCCCUCCUGCGGGUUCGAAGGCGGGAGAGCGUGUGUGGUUUGAGGGAUGGACUGGGGAGCCGGAGGGUAUCCUCAACCCAAAGAAGAAGGUUUGGGAGAUGAUCCAGCCUGGAUUUACGAUUACCGACGCGUUUGAGGCGGCAUUUGAUGCCGGCGCAGUUAAGGAGCUCAGCAAGGAGGGCGAGGAGCCCAAGACGGGUCUCGGGAAGCUGGUUACCGUUGGUGGCGGUGUGUGCACGGUUAAGACUUUGGCUGGUGGCAUUGUCAGGUAAAAGGGGUGCAUAUGAGCUGAAUCGGCUGGCACAAAAGAAGUAUAAAGAGCUAUAGAAAGCCUUACAAUAAAUGUGUAGACUGCCGA
This is a messenger RNA of Pseudogymnoascus verrucosus, 1410 nucleotides long. RefSeq names its product G4 quadruplex nucleic acid binding protein (gene ARC1). The coding region runs from base 110 to 1324 and encodes 404 amino acids. Gene Ontology annotation, molecular function: tRNA binding. The transcript has a single exon. Gene Ontology annotation, cellular component: methionyl glutamyl tRNA synthetase complex. The record is from RefSeq and is a predicted model, not a curated record. NCBI's taxonomy places the organism in Eukaryota, Fungi, Ascomycota, Leotiomycetes, Thelebolales, Thelebolaceae.